Messenger RNA from Hemiscyllium ocellatum (epaulette shark), 838 nucleotides. Its product is annotated as metalloproteinase inhibitor 4-like. The transcript has 4 exons. Gene Ontology annotation, molecular function: metalloendopeptidase inhibitor activity; protease binding. The record is from RefSeq and is a predicted model, not a curated record. Gene Ontology annotation, cellular component: extracellular matrix. Gene Ontology annotation, biological process: negative regulation of endopeptidase activity; negative regulation of membrane protein ectodomain proteolysis. Lineage: Eukaryota; Metazoa; Chordata; Chondrichthyes; Orectolobiformes; Hemiscylliidae. The coding region runs from base 1 to 477 and encodes 158 amino acids.
AUGGAACCUGAUACAUUGCAAUAUGCAGUAAAGCAAGAAAAGAUUUAUAAAGGAUUUGAACAGAAGAAAAUGGUGGAAUAUGUCUACACAGCUUCUAGCUCUGCUGCAUGUGGUGUAGAGCUCAAACUCAAUAUUCAGUACCUCAUAACAGGCCAACUUGAUACUCAGGGAAAAGUUCAUAUUGGGAUUUGUAAUUGGAUUGUCCCAUGGGAUGAUCUAACUUCAUUGCAAAAACGGAACCUGAAGUGGAACAAAUACAAAACAGGCUGCUCCUGUCAAAUUGUCAGCUGCCACAGCCUACCAUGCUCUGCUCCAGCAAAGAACCAGUGCACUUGGACUGACCUGGCAAUUGAGAAGACCCCAGCUGGAUCUCAGGCAAAGUGCAGUGUCUGCUUGAAGAGAGAUGAUGGUUCCUGUCACUGGUACGGGGAAGGAUUAGCCAGUGCGAAUGAGAAUAUCUAUUACAGCGAACCCUGAAUCUCCCUUCACCCCACAAAAGUUGUGUUUCUCCAUCGGCUGCAGGUGGUGCAGCAGUAUCAAAGAUCCCUAGGUUCUUCUGUUUAUACAAACAUUUUAUUGGCUUACUGCAUUCUUAUUUGCUAUGUGAAGCAUAGCACUUUCUCCGUUUGCUCUUAUCCUAAUGAAUGAAAAAAGUUAUGGCCCCUCACUAGAUUCUGCUGCAAUGAUAGGUUUUGUCACAUGAGGCAAACUGAAACAUAACCACCACCACACUUCUUGUAAAAAGUAUAUCGGCUCUGUAUUUGACAGGUGAAGUUUUACAUCAAAACUGUUUCAGUGGAACUAGAAAGAAAAAAAAUGUCUUGGUAAUUAGGAAUGA